AUGGGUUUUACUCUAAUCCACCAAAACACAACCACCACCGCUGCCGCCACAACUGGUGAGAGACGAGGCCGGAGAUCAAAGCAAGCAGAGCCAGGGAGGUUCCUAGGAGUCAGGAGACGUCCAUGGGGUCGUUACGCAGCAGAAAUUAGAGAUCCAACCACCAAAGAACGUCAUUGGCUCGGCACUUUCGACACAGCUCAUGAAGCUGCUCUUGCCUACGACAGAGCCGCUCUUUCAAUGAGAGGCACUCAAGCUCGAACUAACUUCGUCUACACUCCAACUGAUGUUCACACCAUCCUCACAAACCCUAAUCUCCAUUCUCUCAUCGUUUCUCCUUACAAUAAUCCAUCUUUCUUACCAAACUCUUCUCCACAGUUUGUCAUCGAUCAUCAUCCUCAUUAUCAUCAAAACUAUAAUCAUCACCAACAACAGCCUAAGCACACUCUCCCCCAAACAGUGUUACCCGCCGCUUCUUUCAAAACGCCUGUUCGUCAUCAAAACGUGGAUAUACAAGCGUUUGGUGCCAGUCCUCAAAACUCGUCUUCAAACGGCUCGCUAUCUUCCUCACUAGACGAAGAAAACAACUUCUUCUUGUUAGAAGGUAACAACCCCAAUAACAACUCAGGUUACUUGGACUGCAUUGUCCCAAACCACUGCCUUAAACCACCCCCGGAAACCACCACCACCCAAAAUCAAACCGGAGCUGGUUUCACAACUCCGGCAAGCAAAGACUCUGAAUCAUACGGAGGGUUUGGUACUAGUUACUUUGAAGAUGGUGAUAUGUUGAUGAUGAAUCAUCAUGAGUUUGGUUCCUGUGAUCUUUCUGCCAUGAUCACUAACUACGGAGCUGCUGCUACGAUGUCGAUGGAAGAUUAUACGAUAAUGGAGCCGCAAGGGUUAACUUCUUCUUCUUCUAUCACUGGUUUUGGAGAUGUUGUUGCAGACACGACAGGCUUCUACUCACUUUAUUAG
Messenger RNA from Microthlaspi erraticum, 972 nucleotides. The record is from the annotation of a GenBank genome assembly. Lineage: Eukaryota; Viridiplantae; Streptophyta; Magnoliopsida; Brassicales; Brassicaceae.